AUAAUGUUAAAGAUGUAUGUAGUAUGGAAUCUUGGGAAAUUAAUGGUGGACCAAGGUUUCUGAAAGAAUAGUAAUUAAAAGGAAUCAAUUUUACUUGACGUCUUCGAAUCUUAUAGAGACGUAUGCGGCAUGUGAUAAAGUAUAUACAGUUCCUUUAAAUAUGUCUGAAGCAAGUGAUCUCGACCGUCAAAUUGAGCAACUAAAGAAAUGUGAAAUUAUUAAUGAAUCGGAAGUCAAAGCGUUAUGUGCCAAAGCUCGAGAGAUAUUAGUAGAAGAGAGCAACGUUCAAAGGGUUGACUCUCCAGUUACAGUGUGUGGAGAUAUACAUGGACAGUUUUAUGAUUUGAAGGAAUUGUUCAAAGUGGGAGGUGACGUUCCUGAAACAAAUUACUUAUUUAUGGGAGACUUUGUAGACCGGGGAUUCUACAGUGUUGAAACGUUUCUUCUCCUACUAGCAUUGAAGGUGAGGUAUCCAGAUCGUAUUACACUCAUACGUGGUAAUCAUGAAUCCCGACAAAUCACACAAGUAUAUGGAUUUUAUGAUGAAUGCCUCAGGAAGUAUGGAAGUAUCACUGUGUGGCGGUACUGUACUGAAAUAUUUGAUUAUCUUAGUUUGUCCGCCAUAAUCGAUGGAAAGAUUUUUUGUGUCCAUGGUGGUCUGUCUCCUUCAAUACAAACACUUGACCAAAUUCGUACGAUAGAUAGAAAACAGGAAGUUCCUCAUGAUGGUCCAAUGUGUGACUUACUAUGGUCAGAUCCUGAAGAUACUCAAGGUUGGGGUGUGAGUCCUCGAGGUGCUGGAUAUUUGUUUGGCUCUGAUGUUGUUGCACAGUUCAAUGCAGCUAAUGACAUUGACAUGAUUUGCAGAGCUCAUCAACUUGUAAUGGAAGGUUACAAAUGGCAUUUUAAUGAAACUGUAUUAACAGUUUGGUCAGCACCAAACUAUUGCUACAGAUGUGGUAAUGUAGCAGCUAUUUUGGAAUUAAACGAACAUCUACAAAGAGAUUUCACCAUCUUUGAAGCAGCACCUCAAGAGAGCAGGGGGAUUCCAUCAAAGAAGCCCCAGGCAGAUUAUUUUCUUUGAGGAUCCCAAGGGAAUGCCAGGAUCACUGUACGAAGAAAUUGUAAAUUUUACAUAAAAUGGUUGACCACCACUGGUUUUUAUUAUUUCAGUCAGGGUCAGUGCAGUUGUGGUGAAAUUAAGAAAGAUUUUUAUAGUUGUGUGUACAUUUAAUGACAACUUUAACAGGUGAGAAGUACUGUUCUCAUCCUGUCCUCAUUAUGUUCAUCAGGUCAUUCAGCAUCUUCAUAUUUCAUUUGUGUGUGAGAAUUAGUGUGUUGCAAAUGAAAAGACUGGAACUUGCAAUGCCAUAUAGUAAAAUUGCAAGUAUUUGUGAGUGAAUGAGUAUGUGUUGAAUAGGGAAAAAAUGAAGUUGGCAUAAAAUAAAAGAAGAGGUGUUUCAUUUUCAUAAACUUUUAUGACACUGGUGUUGUUCAUGUUGUCUUCUUACAGUGUUUUGUGCUUUAAAGGAUUAAGAAUUGUAUUCACUUUUACAUUAUCUUCAAAGGCAGUUUAAAAGACCUUAAUAAACUUAUUGUUUUCUUUACAUUCAUGAAACUCAAGUGUCAGUGUGUGUGUAUGUUGUUAUGGCUUUCAGUUUGAUCCAAGUGCUGAUUUAAAUAUUGUAUUAGGAAUAAUUUUGUGUUGGCAAUUAUAAUUCUCCUCUUCCCCA
This is a messenger RNA of Zootermopsis nevadensis, 1733 nucleotides long. It is a transcript of the gene Pp4-19C, whose product is annotated as protein phosphatase 19C. Gene Ontology annotation, molecular function: protein serine/threonine phosphatase activity. Lineage: Eukaryota; Metazoa; Arthropoda; Insecta; Blattodea; Termopsidae. The record is from RefSeq and is a predicted model, not a curated record.